GGGGGAGAAAGGCAAUAGGGGACUCUGGGGAGAACCGUGGGAAGAACAACGGGUCUGGGAAUGUGGGAACCUGUUGACACGUGUCUGCAGAUGCGUGCACGGGGAGGAAGAGAGCCUGGGCAGCUGGCAGAUGUAGCGAGAAAAUUUAGGCGGAAGGACUAGUGAGUUGGGGGUUGUUGAGAGAGGGUACAAAGGAAGCCGCUCUGGGACAGGAGGUCGUGGGAAUGGUGUUUUUUAUUGGGGUGGUGGCGGAUUCUGUCGUGAUGAGAUGGCUUUGUAGAAGGACCUAUAAAAGGGGAUGAACCAGUGCAGCAUAAACAACUGCCAGCAUGAAACGCAAGCAAUUACCUAUCCAGUUUACAAAGUUGUGCAUAUUUCUGCACUGAAACAGAAUGGACUGCUGCAGUCUCUAUCAGCAACACCCAGUGAUUUUAAGGAAUCAGAUAUUUCGGAGGAGGUACUACGAGUCCGUGAAGAAUGGGACAACAUAGCAAGCAUCCAUCCAGGAGGCAUUGUGGAGAAACCUCUUGGCCCGAUACCUUUGAUUUCUUUCAAUGAGGCACUGCAGUAUUUCCAAACAGCAGACCUCUCUGACUGUAGGAAGAAGAUUCGGCCAACCAUCCAAAGGAAAGGCCUGGCUGCCAUGGCCCAUUUCCUUUUUGGUCCUCCUCGUCUUCAUCAGCAGCUGCAGAGCGAGAGAGACUUGGCUUUGGCCAUCGCCCAGUGUGGUUUGGAUAAUAAUGAAAAAGUGCACAUGAGGAUCUUGCAAACUGUUUACAAGAAACUAACUGGCUCCCGAUUUGAUUGUGCCCGCUAUGGAGCCCACUGGGAAGAUCUUGGAUUUCAAGGAAUGGAUCCCAGCACAGACCUACGUGGAGCAGGGCUGCUAGGAUUGAUGCAAACACUUUAUUUUGUGAUGGAUUCCCGGAUAUUACCUGUAGCGCGAGAAAUUUUUAAGUUGUCCCAUCAUGAGGUUCAGAAUUUUCCUUUCUGUGUGAUGUCUAUCAAUAUUACCCGUAUUGUCAUUCAGGUUUUGAGGGAAGAACGCCUUUCCAGAGAAUGCAAUCGAAGGCAGCAGGUCAUUGCAGUGCUCAACGAUUUGUACGUGGCUGUAUUUUUACGGCUUUUCAACAUCUGGAAAACCCAGCAAAAGACCAUUUCUGAUUCUGGUUUUAUUCUAAAAGAAUUGGAAGCCUUUGCCAAAAAAAACCCAAAGCAGCUGCUAAGACACAUGGAGACAUUCAUGAACGGAAGCGCUGCAGCAGGAGGGGAUGAUAGUUUUCAGGCUCCUCCUUUCAGCUUGGAUGUUCUUGGUCCCAACUUAAGCUCUGGUACCGUUGACAGUAAGGAGUUGGAUUUCGCUAGCAUUGAUGACCUGGCGACUGAGAAAGCACAAGACAGUUGAUCUGGAUCCAGAACGGCGUGAGGAUCCUUGUAUGGGAUUAAACAGCAAAGGUGGUUGCUUUACAGCCUGUAGGGAGGCUCAGAGGAGGGCUGAUGCUCUUGAAAUGCUACUAAAGUAGAGAUACAGGACUCUGGUUGUAGGGCAGAGCAGCUGCCACAAGGUACAAUGAGAGCUCUCAGGGUGGAGCCUGGGAGAAAAAGCAGCCAGCUUCAUUCAAGAGUGAAGCAAUCUAGCCAGGAUCUGAUUUUCCCAGUCAGUAGCAUUAAAACUAAUUUGUAGCGGGGAGAGUGUAAAUCUGAUAUACGAAAAAGCAUUACACUCUCCUCCACUCCGCCAUGUUCUUCCAAUGUUCCAGCUAAGAAAUAUUAAUGUGUUACGGAUUGUGAAAUCUGAGCUCAUGUCAUUUUUUAAAAAAAAAUGAGUUGUAGUAUCUCCAGGCUUAGGUUCCUCCCCGCUUCAGUUACGUUUUUACCUCGACGUAUAAGAACGGAGUCCUUCUAUCAGUUGGGGGAGACAUUUAUUUCCAGAUGGCUUAUUCCUGACACUUUAUCAAUCCACAGGGCCUGCGUUUUGCUUGAAACAAGAUAAACAAAUGCAUAUUACUAAGUUGUACUGAAAUUGAGACACCCACAUUGAAAGCUGUGGAAAACAAUAAAGAGACCGCCAGCCGUGACACCGUAGCUGUUUUACUUUUAUGAAUGAUUAUCUAGCACUUUACAUCAAUGAGGCAAAUAAAGUUUUUUUUAGCCUCCGGCUGUGUGAUAAAACCAAGGUUAUUUCAUUCCCAUUCUUCUACUUCUCCUGGUUUUAGGGUGGCCUCUGGGUUUGAUAAUCGGC
Molecule: messenger RNA, 2242 nt
Organism: Pseudonaja textilis
Lineage: Eukaryota; Metazoa; Chordata; Lepidosauria; Squamata; Elapidae
Gene: ELMOD3
Product: ELMO domain containing 3
Source: RefSeq, a predicted model, not a curated record